AUGGUCAACUUUUUAGAUCCCAACCCUUUCGCUGAUCCAGAGGAUGCUGAUAUUGUCGUCGAGGCCAAGAAGAUGAUAGUUGAGCCAACUGAGUACUCGUAUACCGAGGCAUGUCGCGAUGUUAUACUCUACAAUCUGGGAAUAGGUGCUACAGAAAAGGAGCUUAAAUGGACCUUUGAGGGAGACGAAGAAUUUAGCGCAAUCCCGACGUUCGGUGUCAUUCCCCAGUUUCUUGCCAGCAGUGGUUUCCCUUCAGAUUGGCUUCCAGACUACAACCCUGCCAAGUUACUCCAUGGCGAGCAGUUCCUCAGCAUCAAAGCACCGAUCCCCACUAGCGGUGAACUUGUCACUCGAGUCCGCUUACUCGAGGCCUUGGAUAAGGGAAAGGCGGCUGCUGUCACCACUAUCAAUGAAACCCGAGACAAACAUACCGGAGCCCUCAUAUUCGAGAAUCAAUCUACCGUCUUCAUUCGUGGUUCUGGCCGCUUUGGUGGAAAGCGCGUAGGGAAAGACCGAGGACCAGCUACCGCCGCGAAUGCGAUACCAAAACGGGCUCCAGAUACUGUCUUGGAAGAGAAAACGACCCCAACGCAGGCCGCUUUGUACCGAUUGAGUGGCGACAUGAACCCACUACAUAUUCUUCCCGAAUUCGCUGCGAUUGGUGGAUUCGACCGGCCUAUUCUACAUGGGCUUUGCUCAAUGGGCAUAUCCGGUAAACAUGUACUGAAGACGUUCGGUCCUUUCAAGGACAUCAAAGUUAGAUUCGCAGGCGUCGUUUACCCGGGCGAGACACUAGUGACGUUAAUGUGGAAGGAGGGUCCCAAGGUCGUGUUCUUAACCAAGGUGAAAGAAAGAGACAGUGUUGUCCUUGCAUCUGCUGGUGUAACAUUGGUGGAUGAUUCAGAGAGAGCGAAGUUAUGAUCAUGAAAUAAGAUAAUGUCGUACGGAAACUCCUGGGGACUACGUGACUGUAUGAGAACAUUACAAAAUGUAGUGAGCGUAAAGACUAGGAAUAUACACAUCAAGUGGUCCAAUGUCUCAACCCUAUUUUCAUAAUAUUAUUGUUAAAAAAUAAUGGCCGGUCCUACACCGGUGCUCACUCUACUUAGUAUCUGUAGGAAUAUAGCUAGUCAAGUAGUACAUUGCGUUAAGAGGCCACCGGAGGGAUCAAUUCCUGGAGGACCGUU
This is a messenger RNA of Desarmillaria tabescens, 1187 nucleotides long. Its product is annotated as hydroxysteroid dehydrogenase. Bases 1 to 921 code for a protein of 306 amino acids. Gene Ontology annotation, molecular function: (3S)-3-hydroxyacyl-CoA dehydrogenase (NAD+) activity; enoyl-CoA hydratase activity; 17-beta-hydroxysteroid dehydrogenase (NAD+) activity. Gene Ontology annotation, biological process: fatty acid beta-oxidation. The record is from RefSeq and is a predicted model, not a curated record. The transcript has 8 exons. Lineage: Eukaryota; Fungi; Basidiomycota; Agaricomycetes; Agaricales; Physalacriaceae. Gene Ontology annotation, cellular component: peroxisome.